Molecule: messenger RNA, 1419 nt
Organism: Laccaria bicolor S238N-H82
Lineage: Eukaryota; Fungi; Basidiomycota; Agaricomycetes; Agaricales; Hydnangiaceae
Product: UDP-glucose/GDP-mannose dehydrogenase
Exons: 8
Coding region: 1-1419 (472 amino acids)
Biological process (GO): glycosaminoglycan biosynthetic process
Cellular component (GO): nucleus; cytosol
Molecular function (GO): UDP-glucose 6-dehydrogenase activity; NAD binding
Source: RefSeq, a predicted model, not a curated record
AUGCCUGUUAAAGUCUCCAAGAUCUGCUGCAUUGGAGCUGGCUAUGUCGGCGGCCCAACAUGCGCCGUCAUCGCGCUCAAAUGCCCGCACAUCACCGUCACCAUCGUCGACCUCAACCAAUCCCGCGUCGACGCCUGGAACUCGCCCGAUUUCGCGCUGCCCAUCUAUGAACCGGGCUUAGUAGACGUCGUCCGCCAAGCUCGGGGCCGCAACCUUUUUUUCUCGACGGAUGUGGAUAAGGGGAUCGAGGAGGCUGAUUUGAUUUUUGUUAGCGUGAAUACGCCGACGAAGAAGAGUGGUGUUGGGGCUGGGUUUGCUGCUGAUCUCAAUUACGUGGAACUAGCCACCCGCCGAAUCGCGACCGUUGCCAACUCGUCCAAGAUCGUCGUUGAGAAAUCGACGGUACCAUGCCGCACCGCCGAGUCCAUGCGUACCAUCCUCGAAGCGAACUCGAAGCCGAAUUGUCGGUUUGAUAUCCUAUCGAACCCGGAAUUUUUGGCGGAGGGAACGGCGAUUACUGAUCUGUUUAAGCCGGAUAGGGUGCUUAUUGGGUCGUUGGAGACCAGGGAGGGUGUGGAGGCUUGUCAGUCUUUGGCUGAGGUUUAUGCGAAUUGGGUUCCGCAAGACAGGAUCUUAACCGUCGGUCUAUGGUCCUCUGAACUAUCCAAGCUAGCAGCCAACGCCAUGCUCGCGCAACGCAUCUCCUCCAUCAACGCCCUCUCCGCCAUCUGCGAAGCGACGGGUGCGAAUAUCGACGAAGUUGCCCAUGCGAUUGGGUAUGAUUCCCGUAUUGGACCCAAGUUUUUGAAGGCGAGUGUUGGGUUUGGGGGGUCGUGUUUCCAGAAGGAUAUCCUCAACUUGGUGUAUUUGAGUGAAAGCCUGCAUUUGCCUGAGGUGGCGGCGUAUUGGAGGCAGGUUGUUGAGAUGAAUGAGUAUCAGAAGCGGAGGUUUUCCAAGAGGGUUGUUGAUACGCUUUUUAAUACUAUCACUGGCAAGCGUAUCGCGGUUCUCGGGUUCGCAUUCAAGGCUGAUACGGGUGAUACGCGCGAGUCUGCCGCUAUCACCCUCAUCAAGGACUUCCAGUCUGAAAGGGCCUUUGUGAACAUCUAUGACCCGCAGGUGGAGGAAGAACAGAUCUGGAAUGAUCUGAGCGAGGCGAGCCCUUUGAUACCCAUCGAGUCCAUCAAGAAACAGGUGACGAUCUGCCACUCCGCGAUCGAAGCGUGCAAGAACGCGGAAGCCGUCGUGAUCGCGACGGAGUGGAAAGAGUUUUUGGAGAUUGAUUGGGAGGAGGUGUAUAAGGGUAUGAAUAAGCCUGCGUUUGUGUUUGAUGGACGGUUGUUGGUGGAUGCGGAAAAGUUGACGAAGAUUGGGUUUAAGGUUACUACUAUUGGCCGCCCUUCUGCUGUUGCUGCUUAG